UAGACGGAUACUUGUUUUUUGGAACUUCUUUAUCGACUAGAGUUCUCCAUUCAUCUGCAUUGUCUAUGAUCGAUUUUCAAACUUUCGUUAAGUCGGUUUUGUGUUUAUGACGUUUGAAUUGAAUUGAAGGUUGGACCGUUCUGUAUUUAUGGACGAACUCGAGGAGCAGUGCGAAGAUGCGGUCCUCGAAGUGUGCGAUGCUCGUGAACGAUAUCCCGUUCAAUGUGCCGACGAACUUACCAAGUGUCUUAAACUUAGGACAGCGAUUUGUGUGGAACCUGUAGCACUUAAAUCGAUAGAUUCUCUUGAGACGGCAAUGUUAUCGGAGGAACAAAAAGGGUAUAUUAAAAUGUUGCAGGAAAAUGUUAAGUAUAAUAAAUUGUGUAUGCAAGCCGAUUUGAAUAAGCUGGCAAAUGUUGCCGAUAAAGUUAACGAUCUCAAAAAUAUUCUCGAGCAGAUAGAAAACGAUAAACAGGGUGAAAUAAGUAAGCUUCUUAAAUAGUUUUAUGUUAUGGGUGUUUGGAAAUUAAUUCACAGGAUAAAUGAAUAAGUUUAUUUGAAUUCUUAACGAGUAUGCUAAUCGCACUUAACGAUGCAAAAAAUCUGAAGUAGAGUACCAUAAGCCUAAAUAAAUGAAAUAUAGGUGAAAAUACAUUCGGUUAGUGUUUGUGACCAUUAUUAAGUCUACUUAUGUGAGGUCUUAUAACUCAGAAAAUACAUAACCAGUCUUUACCAUU
Messenger RNA from Orussus abietinus, 737 nucleotides. RefSeq lists its product as uncharacterized. The transcript is spliced from 3 exons. The record is from RefSeq and is a predicted model, not a curated record. The coding region runs from base 149 to 502 and encodes 117 amino acids. NCBI's taxonomy places the organism in Eukaryota, Metazoa, Arthropoda, Insecta, Hymenoptera, Orussidae.